AUGGUGGAGUACGAUUUCCAGGCGCAGUUUGCGGAGCGCCAACCGCCGUGGGACUACGACCGCAUCGUGCGCUCCAUCACCCAAGGCACAUCGUGCACCGCCGCGAUCGAGGCCAAACAGUCGGCGGUCACGGACAUACCCGAGGAUGUCGGCUCUGUCCUCGGCCAGGCUCGGUCCGUGGACCUCGGGGCCCCGCGUGCUCUGGAGGUCGGGGUCUCGGAGCCACUGCCCCCGCCCGGUCUUGGCGCCGACAAGUGCGACUUGCAAGCUGAGCUCGUGGAGAGAUUCGGGCGGCCGCUCACCGACGGCUUGGAUGCCGCGGAGGAGGGACACGUCAGGCCCCAACGCCGGCGGACCAUUCAGAGCGCCUGCCAGAUCAUUACUCCAGGCGAAGCAAUCUGCGUGCGCCCGAGCACGGGCGACUUCAUGGGCCACCCGAGCGUUGCUCGCGGACCUCCGUGCUUCUAUCGGAAGGAUUUGGAGGCGCUCUGUGGGAUUCGACAGCGGGCGACCUCGAGUCCGAUGGCGUUGGUCACCAAGCCGAAUGGGGUCACCACGGUUGAAAAGGUGAAGCGCGUCCAAGCUGGGCGAGUUGGCUUCGGUGAGAUCUCGCUCUUCCUGAGGCAUUCGUCAGUCCUGAGCGUUGAGAGAGCAGCGAUAAUCGCGCUCGUCCAGUUGGCCUUGCUCUCGGAGAUGGAGGUUAUCGCGUCGUCCUGGACUUUGGUGGAGAACGCGAACCCCUUGGCUCUGCAGGUGCUCGAGGACCUCGCGUUCGGGUUGGAGGGCUCGGAGGAGCUCCAGCAGUUGUUGCAUUCGGAGCACCCGCUCCUCAAGCUUCUCUUCGAUCGAGAGUUCGACGAGCGGGUGGACAUCGAUUUCUCGAUCCUCAGGGCACGAGCUUUGUCGAGGUCUCUCGCCACCUCGGCUGGAUCCGCUUCGGAGGACGUCGGCACGGUCGAGCUGCGGUUCGGCGAGCACGACUGCCAGGAUGCCCUCAGCGCCUGGCAGGAGGAGUGGCCGGCCGAGAAGAAGGAGUGGUGUUGCAGCAGCGAAGAGCUCGGCUGCGAGACCAUCGAGCAGCCUUUCGACUGCAAGUCGAGCUUCGACGACCGCGAGGAGAAGUGGACGUUCAACAAGAAGGACUCCCUGACUGGUGCUGCGCGUACCAGAGCGUCGGCUGCGAGGACGAGGCCCUCGUGGCGAGCCGCAAGUGGCAGCGGCCGGCGCGGCCGCUCCUGCCUGCCGGCGGGGGCGAGGCGCCCGCCGUGGCCGCCGCGCUGUGCUCCGCGGGGCUGCUGCUGGCGCUGA
Molecule: messenger RNA, 1308 nt
Organism: Prorocentrum cordatum
Lineage: Eukaryota; Dinophyceae; Prorocentrales; Prorocentraceae
Source: the annotation of a GenBank genome assembly